This is a messenger RNA of Jatropha curcas, 2226 nucleotides long. Its product is annotated as TRAF-like superfamily protein. Gene Ontology annotation, molecular function: zinc ion binding. Lineage: Eukaryota; Viridiplantae; Streptophyta; Magnoliopsida; Malpighiales; Euphorbiaceae. The record is from RefSeq and is a predicted model, not a curated record.
AAAAACUCUCUGUUCUGGUCAGCCAGCAAGACCGUUAAAGCAGUUGACAUACACAAACGAAAUUGAAAAGGAAAGAGUGGGACACCGAUAAAUCCUGCAACGUUAGCACCUCUCUCUCUCUAUAUCCGUGCCAAAGCAAAAGAAAUGGAAAUAACGCCUAAUUUGUUGUUAAUCACCCUCUCUGAUUGACUUUUGAAUUUCAGUUCCUAACCAGAUCUCUGAACCAGUUUACCAGGUGUAUUUCAGAAUGGAUCCUCCAAUGAUAGAUAUCGAACUUGUUCCAGAAAAAGAGAAAAUUGAAGAUGGAAAAGAGGGAGGCCCCACAUUCCACUGUGACCUUUAUGAUGCAGAUCUAGUUCGCAGAAUAGCCCAAGUGUUCCUACCUGGAUUAUCGGCAGCUUGUGUUGACAACACAACAGGUGGUAUAUUCAGGUCCCCUGCUUCAGUGGCUGUUGAGAUGAGGAAAGAAAUGAUUGAAUAUCUCACCAUGCGAAGUGAAACUUUUGUUGCUGAAACUAUUAUCUUGGAAGGUGGUCAAAAUGAAGAGAUAUCCGACCAUCCUUACGAUAUUAUUUCUGAUUUUGUUGAUGACUUUGCAAGUUCAAAGAGGAAUUUCUUUAGUCGGGUUCAAGGAUGGAUACUGAGCGAAAAGAGAGAAGACAAGAUAGAUGAUUUUGUACAGGAGAUGGAAGUAAAUGGAUUUUGGUUGAGUGAUAGGAGAGAGGUAAUUGCGCAAAAUUUGGUUAAGAAUGUUGACUACAAAAACAUAUUUUACUGUGACAAGAAAUUCUAUACUGCUGAAGAACUAGCCGAGCAUGUCAUCAACUGUGAUUUUAGGACUGUAAACUGCACAAAUGAUGGCUGUGUAUCUUUUUUUUGUGCAAGCCAAUUGGAGAAGCAUGAUUCGACUUGUCCUUUCAAAAUAAUCCCUUGCGAACAGAAGUGCUCAGAUCACAUCAUGAGACGUGAAAUGGACCGACAUUGCAUAACUGUCUGUCCAAUGAAGCUUGUGAACUGUCCUUUCUAUGCUGUGGGUUGUCCAGCCGCCAUAACAAGGAGUAUGAUUCAGCAGCACUGUUUAGAUGACCUCAAUUCACACUUGGUAUACGCACUUAAAAAUAUUCACAAAGAAGCAUCUGAGGAGGAUUUGAAAGAUCGGUUGGAUCAGAUAAUGCAGGCAUCUUCUGGUCAGCUACAAGCAGCUAGAGAUGCGAGAGCUCUAACCAAGAGAGUCAGGGAUCUUGAUGCAAAGCUUGGGCCCCUAGUUAUUACCAAAAAGAUUGGUGAAGAAUCCGCCGAUGAUUCAGACAACAUUACUGACAGAUUCAUUGAGGUUGCAAAUGAGAAUACUGACAGUUCUGUUGAGGCUGCAAAUGAUGUUACUAACAAAUCCACAGAUGCUGCAACCAACGUUACUGAAAAAUCAUUGGAGUCUUCAAAUGAUGCGAUUGUUAAAUCAACCAAGGCUUCAACUGAAGUUAUCGAAAAAUUAUCAGAGGCUUCAGAUGAAGCUACUGAAAAAUCCAUUGAGGCUUCAAAUGAUAUUACUGAAAGAUCCUUCGAAGCUCCAAAAGAAGUCACUGAAAAAUCCAUCGAGGCUUCAAAUGAUGUUACUGAAAAGUCCGUUGAGGCGUUAGAUGAUGUUACUGAAAACACUGAGGCUUCAAAUAAUGUUGCUGACAAAUCAACGGAGGCUGCAAGUGAUGUUAGUGACAAAUCCACAGGGGCUGCAAACGACGUCAGUGAAGAUUCCAAUGAGUCUACAAAUGAACAUAAUGGCAAAUCCACUGAGGCUGCAGAUGAUAUUACUGACAAAACGGAUGAGGAAGAAAACGGGGCUAUUGAAGAAUCAUCUCAAGCUGGAAUUGGAGUUACUGAAAAAUCCACCUACUACCCAAACAAGUUUGGUGAUGAGUCUCUUGAAACUUCAAAUUUAAUAGCAGAUGCUGAAAAGGAACCUCAAACCCAAGCUUAAACAUAAAUCAAUAGUGUUUUCUUAGCAAACCCUGUUCAUGAAAUGUCAGAGAUCAUAUCUAGCAGGAAACCUGGACAUGCAACUUUGAAGUGCUCAAACAAGGUUUCUUACAACAAUUUUGCUCUCAAGAACUUCACCUUUUUCAUUUCACUAUAUACCCCCUUUUCUUUUGUGAAAAUUCAUUUUUGACAAUGAAAUUUUUAUCCAAGCAUACAAUUCCUUAAGAUGAAUGGCAAUGCUUUGUUCUGUUA